GUUUUAUCUCAUGUGUAGUAGCAGUCGCUGGCAAUGUUCUGUGCUGUUCUUUUAUUGUUAGCUACGUGCUGUUUGGUUGACGCAUUCAAUCCGUAUGAUGACAUCUUCUCCUUGCCCAAGUUCCAGAUCAACUACAUCAACAGUCCCUCCAUUUCUCGCAGGGACUCGUUGAAGUUGCUCAGCUCCAACUCGUUGAACUAUGAGGUGAUAAGGCUUACCAACGCCCACAACGAGGAGGACUCCUAUUUGUGCACUCUUCCCAGUCUUGCAGAAAUUCAUCAAAACGAAAAGAACGAUCUUCAAUUCAACACAAACACCCAUCCCAACAAAAUCUUCCGCUACAAUGCUGACCCACAUUCGAACUCCAACAAUGAUAACAGCAUAAAUAACAACGAUAAUAUUGAAAACAACGAAAACAACGGUGCUAGUGAUGAUGACUAUAUCAAUGAAAAUCUUUUGAGAAAUAAAAGCAUUGAAAUUAUCAAUCAAUCUCUAAAUGACAUCUGUCUAUAUUAUACAUCUGGUUAUUGGACUUAUGAAUUUUGCUAUAACAACAAAAUCACACAGUUUCAUAACAUCAACCCGUUAUACUAUAAAUCAAGCUAUUAUAAUAUUAAUAUCAACAGGAAAAAUAGUCCAAGCAACAAUAACAAAAAUGAUAUCACAGCUGAUAACUCAAACCAAUUUAUCCCAAAAAUGGAUCCAAACAUUCCAAUUUUUACUUUAGGCAGAUUCAUGAACAGUACAAAAAACAUCAAUGCAAACAAUAACAAUAAAAACAAAAUCAUCCAUAGUCCUAAAAGCUUAAUGAAUUAUUUCCAAUUGAAUGAUUAUAAUUAUUAUAACCAAAAUAAAAAAUCCCUUUCAAUCACAAUAGAUCAUGGCUCAAAAUGCGAUUUAACAAAUUUAAACAGAAUGAUUGACAUAAUAUUUAUCUGUAAUUCAAACACAAAUACUAACAACAAAAAUAAUAAUAAAAAUAUCAAUAAUAAAGACGACAGUAAUAAUAACUUGAAUAUCAACCAGAUCAAAAACUCAGUCAAUGACCAGCCUUCAAUAUUAUCAAUAAAAGAAUACAAAACUUGUCAAUACGAAAUGCAAAUAUCAGUUCCAGAUCUAUGUUCUUUAUGCCAAUUCAAUAACGUUAACCAAUUUAAUUCAAUCAAUAAAAUCAACUGUCAAUUAAUCAAUAAUGAUCAUAAUAAUGAUAACCAACGUAAGGACAAUAACGAUAAAAAUGUACAAGACAACACUGAAACUAACAAUAAUAACGAUGAUAAUAAAAAAUUCGCUACUGCUGUUGACUUCUUUAAAGAUCACAAACUUUAUCACAACAAGAUAAACUUGCCUGAUUAUCACCUACUGCCAACAAUCAACAAUAUCUACUUGGGCACAAAGCUUGCAGCUCACGAUAACCACCACAUCAAUGCUCAAAUUGAAAAUCAAGAUAUUGAAGACUCUGAAAUUGAAAAUUCAGAGAUUGAAUCAAUUUUCUUAAUCAACGAUCCCUUAGUUGAUCUAGUAUCAAUAGUAGAAAAUAAAAACAGUAUUUUUUCAUCAGUUUUAAAAAGUUUAUCAAUAGCAUUCAUUAAUACUUUAAAUUCAAAGAAAUUAGUUCUACCCAAAUCGCUAAAGUUUGAGAAUGGGAUUGAUAGUGAUGUUGGUGCUAACUAUUAUUUUAAAAUUGGCGAUCAAUUUAAAUUUAUAUCACCAGUUUAUGAUUACAAAGGUAAUUAUUUAUUCUUUAUAUCUGUUGGUAUGUACAAAGAUGGUCGAUAUACUCUAUCUUACGAUUUUGAUUAUCCCUAUUUAUAUUUUGAGAAUAAUAAAAAAAACUGGGUUUUUUAUACAGUAUCCAAUAACGUGUUUCUAAAGGAUGGUAUGGGCAAAAACCAUGAACAGCAGCAAAUUAUAAUUUAUUGA
Ascoidea rubescens DSM 1968 is the source of this 1923-nucleotide messenger RNA. Its product is annotated as PRKCSH domain-containing protein. Gene Ontology annotation, biological process: retrograde protein transport, ER to cytosol; endoplasmic reticulum unfolded protein response. Gene Ontology annotation, cellular component: endoplasmic reticulum lumen. NCBI's taxonomy places the organism in Eukaryota, Fungi, Ascomycota, Saccharomycetes, Ascoideales, Ascoideaceae. The transcript has a single exon. The record is from RefSeq and is a predicted model, not a curated record. Bases 34 to 1923 code for a protein of 629 amino acids.